AUGCCAGGCUUCGCAGAAUCAUUCUGGUCGAGCGACUACGCCGCAGGACUUGGCGUCCUGUUCGGCAAGCUCCAGCAAGGCGUCGUCGAGAACCGGCAAAUCCUGACCAUCGCGCGAAUGCGCGCCGAAGCCGAAGAGAUCUACGGUCAACGCCUCUCCGAGAUCGCCCCCGCGGUAGACAAGGUGCAGGGUGGAUUUGUCCGUGACGAUGGUGCCAGCGUGCGCAAGGCUUAUGAGGGCGUGCGGACCGAGAUGGAGGAUGCGUCCAAGAACCACAAGAAGAUUGCGCAAAACAUCCGCGACCUGGUCGUCAACCCUUUCUCCCGCUGGUGCGAUGCCCACGACACUCGGAUACAGGACUCGUACGACGAGCUGCAGGGGCGCAUCAAGUCCCACGAUAAGCAAUCCGAGGCGGUCAAGAAGCUCAGGAGCAACUACUUCAACAAGUGCCGGCUUGUCGAGGAUAUCGAAGAGGAGAACAAGCUUGCAUUCCAGGACCACGAGAGCCCAAAGCAGCUGCAGAACAUUCCCGAGAUCAAGGUGGAGCAGGAGCCCGCGGAAGAAGAGGAACCACUCGAGAUUGGCGACCAGAUAUACAGCCCCGACCAGGUCAAGAAGAUUCUCUCUCACAUGAUCGGGAUCAUCAAGAUGGGCGAGACCAAGGUCCCCAUUCUCGGAACCUACCAAAACACCUCGGCCGGUUCGGAUAUCGUAGAAUACAUCCAGCAGCACAUGGGUAGUACCAGUGUGAGCUAUGCCGAGAGGAUCGGCCAGGACUUGGUCACCCACGGCUUCCUGCGCUUGGUCGGCAACGUGGGCAACACUUUUGCCAACAGCUCCAAAAUGUCGUACCAGUGGCGGCCAAAAGCGUUCGAGACGGCCGGUGUGCCAGAGAAGAAGGCCGUUGCGAGGACCUUCUCUAUCCCCGUGGGUGGGUCUGACGGUGACAACUCGCCGGUAGUUGGUGCCGUUACGGAUUAUCUGGCCAAGUGGGAUGUUCUGAACACGUCGCGGCCAAACGAAACGCCCGCGGAACGCAUGCGCCGGGAAGCGCGCGAGUCCGACGAGAAGUACAAGGCCAGCGUCCAGAAGCUGGACGAGAUGCGGUGCGAGCUGGAGGAGGCCAUCCACCUCCACCUCAAGUUCCUCGAGCGCUGCGAGUUGGAUCGGCUCAAGGCCAUCAAGACGGUGAUCCUGGACUUCUCUGGGACCAUCAGCAACGUGAUUCCGAGCCUGCAGGCCACUGUCGACAACAUGAUGCUCUACCAGGAGACGGUGCAGCCGCUGGGCGACUUGCGGUAUCUUCUCGAGAACUACCGCACCGGUAGCUUUACACCAAAGGUGGUGGUGUACGAGAACUACUACAACAAAGUUGACGAGCAGACAUUUGGUGUCGAUCUCGAGGCCCGCGCCAGGGCUGACCGGAAACGCGUGCCCGUUAUCAUCACGACGCUGCUCACCUACCUCGACCACCACUACCCGGAUCUCGAGGGCGAUGAAGCUCGGAGGGGUGUCUGGCUGCAUGAGGUUCCACUCGCCCAGACGCAUAAGCUCAGGGCUAGGGUCAACAAUGGGAAAGCGCCCGCGCUUGAAACCUUUGCUGAGUUUGACAUCCCUACCGUCGCCAGUCUUUUGAAGCUCUACCUCCUUGAAUUGCCAGAUUCCCUAGUCUCCUCGCACGUCUACGAAAUCAUCCGGACCAUCUACACCACUCCAACGGGAGAAGGCGACGAUGCGGCCCGCGUUCCCGUUCUGCAGCAGACACUCUCGCAACUGCGGCUCACUAACAUUGCGUCGCUUGACGCCUGCAUGAACCACUUCACGCGCCUGAUCGAUCUCACGUCGGCCGACGAGGAAUACAUUGCGAAGCUCGCGACGAUCCUCGCCCCUUGCGUCCUCCGCCCACGAAGCGAGACGUCCCUUACGAUGGAGGAGAAACACGCCUACCGCCUCGUGCGCGACCUCUUCACGCACAAGGACUCCAUCUUCAACGAGCUCAAGCGCCUAUCGACCAUGAACUCGGCCGGGACUAUUAAGGGAGCCCAGAACCGGCCACGGGCGAUCUCCACGGACGAGAGCAACCGCAAGGCGCACAUGGAGGAGCGCAACCGCUUGCUUCUCGAGAAGGCGACCGGCAGCCGGAGCCGAGCUACCUCGCCCGCACCCAGCCCGCGCGCCGCCUCUCAUCGCCGGGACAGGAGUGUCGGCGGCCCUGAGACCCGCUUCCCGAUCUCCACGAACCUGCAAAGCCCCCCUGCCAGCGGAGAAAGGAAGCGAACCAGCUUCGGCCCUGUCCUUCCCAAGCGAACAAGCCUCGAGGUUCCGGACGAGUCCGACAAGGCCAGCAGCAACAACAACAACAGCAACAGCAGCUCCCUAAACCACCCCGCGGACGGCAACUUCAUCCAGAACGGCAUCAGCUCCAUCAUCACGUCCAACAACACCAUGACCUCAUCCCCCACGACAACAGCAGCCACCUCCGGCACCCCCACCGAUCCCCAGGUAGCCAAAAUCGUCAGCGAGCAAGGCCACACCGUAGAAAAGCGCAACAGCCUGGGCCGCAGCGGCGCCCGUUUCUCGUCUGGCCGGCGUGUGACUCCCGCGGCAGCCGCUGCGGCGGCUGCUGCCCGUGCGGGCACGGCCACACCGCCCCCAUCAUCAGCUCAGCAGCACCGUCACUCGGGCAGCGCGGGGUCGGCGUCUGAGCAUGGACAGGAGAAUGUGCGGCCGUCGGGUGGUGCGGGACAUGCCCAGCAGCAUAGUGUGACGCUGGUGGAUCGGCCGAUGGACUAUUAG
Molecule: messenger RNA, 2796 nt
Organism: Dichotomopilus funicola
Lineage: Eukaryota; Fungi; Ascomycota; Sordariomycetes; Sordariales; Chaetomiaceae
Exons: 3
Coding region: 1-2796 (931 amino acids)
Biological process (GO): small GTPase-mediated signal transduction
Cellular component (GO): cytoplasm; division septum; plasma membrane
Molecular function (GO): GTPase activator activity
Source: RefSeq, a predicted model, not a curated record